UUGCUGAAGCUAAUAGCUGUAAAUCAAAUUCAGAAGGUAGUUGUGGAAGAAAUGAUUACAGAACAGAACAAGAGAAAUCCAGUGUGGCCUUUUACUCAUUCAUCUCGAAGAACUUUGCGCUCCCGCCUGCUGGCAGGAUGUUUGUCUAUGACGUAGUGGUAACUAACAAAGGGAAUGGGUACAGCAAGAAAACAGGUGUUUUCACUGCCCCUAGAUCAGGGGUGUAUGCAUUUUCCUGGACGCUUGUUGCUGCUGGACGACAUGUUGCAGGAACCAAGGGUGCUUUCGGGGAAACAGCGACUCAUAUACUGCAGAAUGAUGUAAUAAAAGGUACUCUUCAUGCUGAUACGGAAAAAUACGGGGAUGCUGGAACAUCGACAGGAUUUGUUAUACUUAACCUGGAAAAGGAUGACGAUAUCAAAAUAUCUAGUGCCAGCUGGAACGGACAAGGAUCUGCUUAUAGCAAUGAAAAUUAUGGCAGAUGGUCAUUCUCUGGUUUUAAAAUAACUUAGUAUUGUAGCUUUACUGAACAAAAAGUUCUCCAAUAAAAC
Saccostrea cuccullata (small rock oyster) is the source of this 551-nucleotide messenger RNA. RefSeq names its product complement C1q-like protein 3. Lineage: Eukaryota; Metazoa; Mollusca; Bivalvia; Ostreida; Ostreidae. Gene Ontology annotation, molecular function: protein binding. The transcript has 2 exons. The record is from RefSeq and is a predicted model, not a curated record. The coding region runs from base 138 to 512 and encodes 124 amino acids.